Lodderomyces pseudojiufengensis is the source of this 429-nucleotide messenger RNA. RefSeq lists its product as uncharacterized. The transcript has a single exon. Bases 1 to 429 code for a protein of 142 amino acids. The record is from RefSeq and is a predicted model, not a curated record. Lineage: Eukaryota; Fungi; Ascomycota; Pichiomycetes; Serinales; Debaryomycetaceae.
AUGGUUUUUUUAAAUUUAAAAACAUUUUUAUUUACAUUUAUUGUAUUUUAUUCAACUUAUUUAUAUAAUUAUAAAUGUCCAACUUUAACACCAUUAGAAUCAAUUGAAAAUAAAGUAUUACAUCCAUUAACAUCACAACAUUCAACAUUAUGUGAAUUAUUACAUGGUGGAUUAAAUAAAAUUGAUCCUUAUUACGUACAAUUAAAUUUAUUUUUAGAUAAAAAUAUAAGAUCUCAACCAAUUGUAAAAGAAUGGGGAUUAUGUGCAAAAGUUGAAAAAACUAAAAGUAAUUUAAAAUAUCAUGUAUAUCCUUUAUUAAAUCAAUUAUAUGAAUUUACUGAUUAUGCUGAAACAAGAAUUUAUGAUGAAUUAAAUCAUUAUUAUUUAAAAGCUGAAGAAUUUGUUCAUGGUAAAUUAAAACAAGAUUAG